Molecule: messenger RNA, 506 nt
Organism: Striga hermonthica
Lineage: Eukaryota; Viridiplantae; Streptophyta; Magnoliopsida; Lamiales; Orobanchaceae
Source: the annotation of a GenBank genome assembly
AUUGCCCCAACCUGCGCUACUUGUGGACGCCACCAUACCGGUGAGUGUCUUGUGCGACGAGGCAUUUGUUUCCACUGUCGUAGACCCGGACACUUGAGGGGAUAUUGCCCAGACAGAGCUCAGCGUCAGCAGGGUCAGCGUCAGCGUCAGCUGGCCCCGAACCAGCCAUGUGGAGCACCAGCACGUGUCUAUGCACUUGAUCAGGCAAAGGCCGCCGAGCAGCCAGGUACUAUGUCCGGGAUGAUUUCAUUGCAUGGUGUGCCUAUAUUUGCUUUGUUCGACACCGGGGCGACACAUUCGUUUAUCUCGGCCAAGUGUCUAGAGGCCAUAAGGGUACGAGGAGUGAGUGCCGUCGACCCCCUCGAGAUCAGCUUAGCUUCGGGGAGAAAGAUAGUUACGAGCUCCUUGGCCGAGAAUCUUAGCAUGAGUAUUGGUGGCAGAACUUUAGAGGUUGAUGCAUUCGUGAUCGAGAUGAGGGACUUUGACCUCAUUCACGGCAUGGACUG